Messenger RNA from Falco peregrinus (peregrine falcon), 5028 nucleotides. RefSeq names its product chromodomain-helicase-DNA-binding protein 8. The record is from RefSeq and is a predicted model, not a curated record. Gene Ontology annotation, molecular function: ATP-dependent chromatin remodeler activity; ATP binding. Lineage: Eukaryota; Metazoa; Chordata; Aves; Falconiformes; Falconidae.
GGGACAACCGGGACCGGCACCUCCCCCACCGCUGCCACCGUCCAUCGCUUGGUCCAACCUGGAAGACCCGUCAAGCAGUUGGUCUUACAACCGGUCAAGGCGGGGGGGCCGGGGACCCCCCUAAAACCCGCCGUCACCCUGACGUCGGCGCCGGCGCAGGGUGAAUCGAAGCGCAUCACGUUGGUCCUCCAGCAGCCCCCCGGUGGUGGCGCCCCCCCGGGCCAGCGCCACGUGGUGUUGGGUAGCCUGCCCGGCAAGAUCGUUCUUCAGGGCAACCAACUGGCCGCCCUGGGCCAAGCCAAAGGGACCCCAGGCCAACCCGCCAAGGUGGUCACCAUCCAACUCCAGGUCCAACAACCCCCCGCCGGCCAAGCGGGGGACCCCCCAGAAGAUCCAGCUUCUCCAACAACCUCCCGGCGCUGGCGGGGCAAGCGGCUCCGGUGGCCGUCUCCUCCGUGCCGCAGGUGGUGGGGAGCGCGGGGGCAGAGGUUGACGGUGCCGUUGAAGGUGGUUCUUCAACCUCAGGCCGGUUCCUCUCAGGGCGGCUCCCCGGGCCUGUCGGUGGUGAAGGUGCUGAGCACCAGCGAGGUGGCCGCCUUGGCCACCCCCGGCUCGCGGGGCGCCUCGGAGGAGAGCCGCAAGCUGGAGCACCAGAAGAAGCAGGAGAAAGCCAACCGCAUCGUCGCCGAAGCCAUCGCCCGCGCCCGAGCCCGCGGCGAGCAGAACAUCCCCCGCGUCCUCAACGAGGACGAGCUGCCCAGCGUCCGGCCCGAGGAGGAAGGCGAGCGGAAGCGCCGGCGGAAGGGGCCCGGCGACCGCGGUGGGGCCAAGGAGGAGAGACCUCGCAAGGGCAAGGGGCAAGGUGGCUCCGGCAAGAGCAAGGGGCGCAGCAAACCCAGCACCAUCACCCCCGUGGUGGGCAAGAAGCGGAAGCGCAACGCCUCCUCCGACAACUCGGACGCCGAGGUGAUGCCGGCGGCGUCGCCGCGGGAGGAAGAAGAAACCAGCGUGCAGAAGCGCAGGUCCAACCGGCAGGUCAAGCGGAAGAAGUACACGGAGGACUUGGACAUCAAGAUCACCGACGAUGAGGAGGAUGAAGAACUUGACGUGACGGGGCCGGUGAGACCUGAGCAGCCACCGGUCCCGCAGCCGCCAGCCCCGGAGCCGGAGCCAGAGGGCGAGACCCUGCCCUCCAUGCAGUUUUUUGUGGAGAACCCCAGUGAGGAGGACGCCGCCAUCGUGGACAAGGUCCUCUCCAUGCGGGUGGUGAAGAAGGAGCUUCCGUCGGGGCAGUUGACCGAGUCGGAGGAGUUCUUCGUCAAGUACAAGAACUAUUCCUACCUCCACUGCGAGUGGGCCACCAUCGACCAGCUGGAGAAGGACAAGAGGAUCCACCAGAAGCUGAAGCGUUUCAAAACCAAGAUGACUCAGAUGCGACACUUCUUCCACGAGGAUGAAGAACCCUUCAACCCCGACUACGUCGAGGUGGACCGCAUCUUGGACGAGUCCCACAGCGUCGACAAGGACAACGGGGAGCCGGUGGUCUACUACUUGGUCAAGUGGUGCUCCUUGCCCUACGAGGACAGCACGUGGGAGCUGAAGGAGGACGUGGACGAGGGGAAGAUCGGCGACUUCAAACGCAUCCAAGCCCGACACCCCGAGCUCAAACGCUUGCCCCGUCCCCAAGCCGGUUCCUGGAAGAAGCUGGAGUUGUCCCACGAGUACAAGAACCACAACCAGCUCCGCGAGUAUCAACUGGAAGGGGUCAACUGGUUGCUCUUCAACUGGUACAACAGGCAGAACUGCAUCCUGGCCGACGAGAUGGGUUUGGGGAAGACCAUCCAGUCCAUCGCUUUCCUCCAAGAGGUCUACAACGUGGGCAUCCGCGGUCCGUUCCUGGUCAUCGCGCCGCUUUCCACCAUCACCAACUGGGAACGGGAGUUCAACACCUGGACGGAGAUGAACAGCAUCGUCUACCACGGCAGCUUGGCCUCGCGGCAGAUGAUCCAGCAGUACGAGAUGUACUGCAAGGACUCGCGGGGUCGUCUCAUCCCCGGGGCCUACAAAUUCGACGCGCUCAUCACCACCUUCGAGAUGAUCCUCUCCGACUGCCCCGAGCUGCGGGAGAUCGAGUGGCGGUGCGUCAUCAUCGACGAGGCCCACCGCCUGAAGAACCGCAACUGCAAGCUCCUCGACAGCCUCAAGCACAUGGACCUGGAGCACAAAGUCCUGCUGACGGGCACCCCGCUCCAGAACACGGUGGAAGAGCUCUUCAGCCUCCUGCACUUUCUGGAACCUUCUCAGUUCCCUUCCGAAGCCGAGUUCCUCAAAGACUUUGGUGAUCUCAAGACGGAGGAGCAGGUGCAGAAGCUCCAGGCCAUCCUCAAACCCAUGAUGCUCCGUCGGUUGAAGGAGGACGUGGAGAAGAACCUGGCGCCCAAACAGGAGACCAUCAUCGAGGUGGAGUUGACCAACAUCCAGAAGAAAUAUUACCGGGCCAUCCUGGAGAAGAACUUCUCCUUCCUCUCCAAAGGCGCCGGUCACACCAACAUGCCCAACCUGCUCAACACCAUGAUGGAGCUGCGCAAGUGCUGCAACCACCCCUACCUCAUCAACGGCGCGGAGGAGAAGAUCUUGGCCGAGUUCCGGGAGUCGUGUCACCACCACGUCCCCCACGACUUCCACCUCCAGGCCAUGGUCCGCUCGGCCGGCAAGCUGGUGCUCAUCGACAAGCUGCUGCCCAAGCUGAAGGCCGGCGGCCACAAGGUGCUCAUCUUCUCCCAGAUGGUCCGCUGUCUCGACAUCUUGGAGGACUACCUCAUCCAGAAGAGGUACCUCUACGAGCGGAUCGAUGGGCGCGUCCGCGGCAACCUCCGCCAAGCCGCCAUCGACCGCUUCAGCAAGCCCGACUCGGACCGCUUCGUCUUCCUGCUCUGCACGCGGGCGGGCGGCCUGGGCAUCAACCUCACCGCCGCCGACACCUGCAUCAUCUUCGAUUCCGACUGGAACCCCCAGAACGACCUCCAGGCGCAAGCGCGGUGCCACCGGAUCGGGCAGAGCAAAGCGGUCAAGGUCUACAGGCUCAUCACGCGCAACUCCUACGAGCGCGAGAUGUUCGACAAGGCCAGCCUCAAGCUGGGCCUGGACAAGGCCGUGCUGCAGUCCAUGAGCGGCCGCGAGGGCAACAUCGCGGGGAUCCAGCAGUUCUCCAAGAAGGAGAUCGAGGACCUGCUGCGCAAGGGGGCCUACGCGGCCAUCAUGGAAGAAGACGAUGAAGGUUCCAAGUUCUGCGAGGAGGACAUCGACCAGAUUCUUCUGCGCCGCACCACCACCAUCACCAUCGAGAGCGAGGGGAAGGGGUCCACCUUCGCCAAGGCGAGCUUCGUGGCUUCCGAGAACCGCACGGACAUCGCCUUGGAUGACCCCAACUUCUGGCAGAAGUGGGCCAAGAAAGCCGACCUGGACCUGGACCUUCUCAACAGCAAGAACAACCUGGUGAUCGACACGCCGCGGGUGCGCAAGCAGACGCGCCACUUCAGCACGUUACGGGACGACGACCUGGUGGAGUUCUCGGACCUGGAGAGCGAAGACGAGGAGAAACCGAGGUCCAGGCGUCACGACCGGCACCACCACGCCCUGCACCACGCCUACGGCCGCACCGACUGCUUCCGCGUGGAGAAACAUCUCCUGGUCUACGGGUGGGGCCGCUGGCGGGAGAUCUUGUCCCACGGGCGCUUCAAGCGGCGCCUCUCGGAGCGGGACGUGGAGACCAUCUGCCGGGCCAUCUUGGUCUACUGCCUCCUCCACUACCGCGGCGACGAGAACAUCAAGGGCUUCAUCUGGGACCUCAUCAGCCCCAGCGAGAACGGCAAGGCCAAGGAGCUCCAGAACCACUCGGGACUUUCCAUCCCGGUUCCUCGUGGUCGCAAGGGCAAGAAGGUCAAGUCCCAAAGCACCUUUGAUGUCCACAAGGCCGAGUGGAUCCGCAAGUACAACCCCGACACCCUCUUCCAAGACGAGAGCUACAAGAAGCACCUCAAGCACCAGUGCAACAAGGUUCUGCUGAGGGUGCGGAUGCUCUACUACCUGCGGCAGGAGGUCAUCGGGGACCAGGCGGAGAAGGUGCUGGCGGGAGCGGUGGCCAGCGAGAUCGACAUCUGGUUCCCGCUGGUGGAGCAGCUGGAGGUGCCGACGGCGUGGUGGGACGCCGAAGCCGACAAAUCCCUCCUCAUCGGGGUCUUCAAACAUGGCUACGAGAAGUACAACACCAUGCGCGCCGACCCCGCGCUCUGCUUCCUGGAGAAGGCCGGCCGCCCCGACGAGAAGGCUAUCGCUGCCGAGCAGCGCUUGGACGUCGGGGAGGGCGUGGAUUUCGACAAGGACUGCGAGGACCCCGAGUACAAACCCCUCCCGGGGGUGGCCAAGGAGGUGGACGACGAGGCGGACCCCCUGAUGCUGCUGGACGAGGAGAUCUCGGUGGUGGACGGGGAUGAAGGCCAGCCCCCGCAGGCGGGCCAGCCGUUCUGGCCGGCGGGCUCGGUGCUGACGGCGCGGCUGCGGCGGCUGAUCACGGCGUGCCAGCGCUCCUGCCAGCGCCAGCGGCUCCGCGGCGACGCGCCCGAGCGGGGCGAGCGACGGCGGCGACGCUCCGAGGCGGCCUGCAGGCUGCGGGAGAUGGCGCGCAGGGAGAAGCAGCAGCGGUGGACGCGCCGGGAACAGGCCGACUUCUACCGCGUGGCCUCCAGCUUCGGGGUGGAGUUUGACCCCGAGGGCGGGCGCUUCCGCUGGGGGCGCUUCCGCGCCUUGGCCCGCCUGGAGAAGAAGACGGACGAGAACCUCACCAAGUUCUUCCACGGUUUCGUCGCCAUGUGCCGGCAGGUUUGCCGCCUGCCGCCCGCUCCCGGAGACGGUACGGGGCAGGGGACGCGCGGCGGGGGGGCUUCCCGGGGGAGGGGAGGACCUCCUGGGGGGGUUGGAGACCUCCCCAUGGAGAUCUGGAGCUCCCUGGUGGAGUUGAGGACCUCCUGA